AUGUAUCGAUCAGUUGCCUUUACACCGACAUCGAUACCACUUUGACUUCCGCCAUGUUCGCCAAUAUACUGGACUUUCUCAACCGAUCCCCAACAGAUCCUGUACGCCUGCCAUUGACCAGCAGCCACUGGCCUGUUUUGACAGUACUGACCAUUUACAUGGUCUUUAUAAAAGUUGUGGGUCCGAUGUUUAUGCGGAACCGAAAGGCCUACGAUUUGCAUAAAGUAAUUCAGGCAUAUAACAUCGUACAAAUCGUGUAUAAUACAGUCUUGCUAGUGGUUGGUGUCUACUUCAUGCUUGGACCUGGAAACUAUAACUUUAAGUGCAUCUCCAAUCUGCCAUUAGAUCAUGAGUACAAGAACCUGGAGAGAUGGCUCAGCUACUUGUAUUUCUUUAACAAAUUCAUGGAUCUUAUGGAGACGAUUUUCUUUGUUCUGCGUAAGAAGGAUCGGCAGAUAUCCUUCCUGCAUGUCUUCCACCAUGUCAACAUGGUCUACAUAGGCUUCAUGUAUCUGUACUAUUAUGGUUAUGGUGGCCAUGGAUUCUUCGUGAUCUCCUUCAACAUGAUCGUGCACAUUAUGAUGUAUACGUAUUACUAUCAAUCAUCUCUCAAUCGGGACUUGCAGGGCGAUCUCUGGUGGAAGAAGUACAUCACCAUUGUUCAGCUUAUUCAGUUUGGAAUCAUUUUGUCUCACAGUGUCUAUACACUUAAGCAACCUGACUGUAUCACAUCCCGUUUCUCAGCCACUUGGGCUUCAAUCGUUUCGGUUAUUUUUAUAAUUUUAUUCAGCAACUUCUAUGUUAAUACCUAUAUCCUGCCCCAGAAGAAGGCUAAGAAAACUUUAAGGUAAACCAAAGAAAGUUGGUUAAGAUCCUUCAUAGCUAAGGAUUAUGAUGUGAUAUAUAUGUAACAUAUUUUCACCUUGUUUAAGUAAAGCUAAUAAAAAUUUCAUACCGAAAAA
This is a messenger RNA of Drosophila eugracilis, 962 nucleotides long. RefSeq names its product elongation of very long chain fatty acids protein F. The coding region runs from base 54 to 851 and encodes 265 amino acids. Gene Ontology annotation, biological process: fatty acid elongation, saturated fatty acid; sphingolipid biosynthetic process; very long-chain fatty acid biosynthetic process. The transcript has 2 exons. Gene Ontology annotation, cellular component: endoplasmic reticulum membrane. Gene Ontology annotation, molecular function: fatty acid elongase activity. The record is from RefSeq and is a predicted model, not a curated record. Lineage: Eukaryota; Metazoa; Arthropoda; Insecta; Diptera; Drosophilidae.